Messenger RNA from Thermothelomyces thermophilus ATCC 42464, 2251 nucleotides. RefSeq lists its product as uncharacterized. Bases 169 to 2067 code for a protein of 632 amino acids. Gene Ontology annotation, cellular component: Golgi apparatus. The transcript is spliced from 4 exons. Gene Ontology annotation, biological process: Golgi organization; endoplasmic reticulum to Golgi vesicle-mediated transport. Gene Ontology annotation, molecular function: small GTPase binding. Lineage: Eukaryota; Fungi; Ascomycota; Sordariomycetes; Sordariales; Chaetomiaceae. The record is from RefSeq and is a predicted model, not a curated record.
GUGCCUCAUGUAUGUACAUACAUCCUUUGUUGUACCGUGCUUGUACUCCGUACCCCCACGAACAACGACGGAAACCAUCAACACGACACCUUUCGACCUCCGCAUUGUCUGCGGACCAGACCCGAGAAAUCGACGACCGGCAACAGCACCGCCAAUUGCAUUUGCACCAUGUCGUCUCCGGCCGCGCCAACCAGUUCCAUCCAAUCAGCAGCCCGAGGUCCCGCCGCCGCCUCCAAAAGCAAGAAGAAAGGAAACAAGAAGAAAAAAGGCAACAAGGGCAACACCGCAGGAGACGAUACCAACGCUGGCGACGUUCCCUCGAGCGCGCAGAAGCAGCCCACAACCGAACCAGACACAUCCGCCCAGAACGAUGGCGUUGAGGGCGCACCGGCUGAGGAAGUGUCAGAAGAGCUAGAGAAUUCGCCCGGUUUGAGCACGUCGUCGAAUCCCCCUCUAGAGCCUGGCUCUGCGCCAGAUAAGCCGGUGGAGCAAGCACCUGCUCCGGACACAGACGAAGACGCGGUGACGACGGCGGAAACAGAGGCGAAUACUGAAGACGAUCCAACAGCUGUGCCGGCUAACGGCCAUGCCAGCGCAAACGGACACCCACCAGCGAUAUCAGGGGCGAGAAGCGCCAGGUCAGAAACCAUGUCAGAAGAAAAUCAAGACGCGCUACGUCUCGAGGUCGAGCAGCUGCGGAAGCAGCUCGAGAGCAUACAGGAAUCGCACGCCCAGGAACUCGCGCAGCUGCGGUCCGACCUAGAGGAGGCCGAGGGGGCCAGGGAACACGCCGAGACGCAGUACCAAAACCUACUAGGCCGCGUUGAGAAGAUCAGAGAGACGCUGGGCGACCGGCUAAAACGGGACAAGGCCGAGCUGGAAGAGACCAAAGACCGCCUUGAGGAGGUCGAGGCCCAAAAUGAGGAGCUGCAGAGGACGGUGACGGCGCGCGAGGAAGAGUUGGAGCGCCUGAGAGGCGAGGUGCAGGAACAAGCGCGCGAGCUGGCGAGCUUGCGCAGCAGGACCAACCUGUCGCAACAGAAUUGGCUGAAGGAGAAGGAUGACAUAUCGCGGCAGAUGCAGAGCCUCAAGAGCGAGCUCGAGUCGACAACGGCCGCCAUGGGCGAAUGGGAGGUCAUUGCCAUGGAGGAGCGCUCUCUGCGCGAGAGCCUGGCGGACAAGGUGUCGGACCUGGAAGAACAGGUCGCCAACGCGCGCGAGGCGUACGAGAAGGCGGAGGCGGACCGGGAGGCGCAGUCGCAGGCCGUCGACCGUCUCCAGCGGGCUCUGCAGGAGCUCCAGGACACGCGGAAGCGGGAGCUGCGCGAGAUGGUCGAAUCGACGGAGGAACAAGUGCAGGUGCUCAAGAAGGUCGCCCAGGAGGCGGACGCCCGGGCAGCCGAAGCCGAGUCGGCGAAGGAGGCGCUGUCCAAAGAGCUCGAGCGGACCGCGCCGUUCGAGAAGGAGGUCAAGGAGAAGAACCUGCUCAUCGGCAAACUACGGCACGAGGCGAUCGUCCUCAACGACCACUUGACAAAAGCACUCAAGUACAUCAAGAAAACCAAACCAGAAGAAACAAUCGACAAACAACUCGUCACGAACCACUUCCUGCAAUUCCUCAGCCUCGACCGCUCCGAUCCCAAGAAGUUCCAGAUCCUCCAGGUCAUGGCCAACCUCCUCAGCUGGACCGACGAGCAGCGCGAAAAGGCCGGCCUGGCGCGCCCCGGCGCCGCCGCCGCCGGCGGGGGAGGCGCCUCGUCAGCGGGCAACACGCUCCGCCUGCCGGCGUCGCCCUUCCAUCGCACGCCCAGCUCGCCCGCGCUCAACACCGAGUUCUUCUCGGAGCCGUCGGCGACGAAUGCGGGAGCAGCGGCGGGGGGCAGCGGCGGCGGGGGGAAGGAGUCGCUCGCGGAUUUGUGGGCGAGCUUCCUGGAGCAGAGCGUCGAAGAGGCCGGCGGGAACAACGGAGGGAGAGGGUCGAGGAAGGCUAGCCUGGCGAGCGUGAGCACGGCGGGCGGCGGCGGCGGCGGCGGCGGCGGUGGCAGGCCCGAUACCCGGGGAGGAUAGACUUGAGCUACUUGAGCGGUUCUGGAGGAGCGUGUGGUUGUAAUGUAAAAAAGAAAGAGAGCGCGACGAAACCAAAAGCAAAAGAAAAAGAAGAAGAGAAAAAAAAGGGUGCACGACCUGGAAGGCUGCAGGCCCGGGCUACGGGUUGAUAGAGGGAUCGCUGCGUACCAAAGCCGUGUGUAGA